Messenger RNA from Medioppia subpectinata, 3470 nucleotides. Lineage: Eukaryota; Metazoa; Arthropoda; Arachnida; Sarcoptiformes; Oppiidae. The record is from the annotation of a GenBank genome assembly.
ACUCGUUGUUAAAGCGGUGGUCGACACGACUAUUGUGUGCCCGAAAGCGAUGAGCCAUUCGGUGAUAGUCUAGUGAUUGGUGUUUGUGAGCGAAGAGCGGAUCCAUCGAUUUGUUUGUGCCGUUUGUUUACAAACCAAUGCAUUGACAGUGAAAGCGAUGAACGAUUGUUUGACUCAACCAUUGACGACAUCGCAAGUGUUGACCACAACUAUGGACACAAACCUCCAGACAUUACAACAGACAUCACAACAACAGGUCGUCCCUCCCGGAGACCACAACUCUAUCAACGAUUCUUCGGCCAACUCUGCAGUGAAUGUCUCGUUGAACGCAACCAUUAUCUCAGCCAACGUUUCUGAGCCGCAAAACUCAAUAAUGACUUCUGUCCCGAAUCUAACCAUUAGUUCGUCGACAAUGCCGUCGGCGACGGUAUGCACUCAGGGAUCCAUUCAACCGAUUAGCACUCAAAGUCAGCAACAGAUGGUCUCUUCAUCGCAGCCCCAAUUGAUUCCCACCUCUCAGGCGACACAUAUGACACAUAACAACGCUCUGAUGGCCGCCCAGUCGUUGGGCGCGACCAUCACUUCGGUGUCCAAUCAGACGGUGCAGAUCGCGGGCCAACAGCAACAACAGCACAACCAAUUGCAGCCAUUGCUGCAGACGUCGGUACAGCCGGCGACCGCCAAUCAGAUGAGUGUUGCCAUGUCUUCGUUACCGCAGAUGCAGGUGAUUGGGCAGCAAAUCGGUGGCAGUCCCGGCACCUAUCAGUUCCAACAGGUGUACUCACCACAGAUGGUAUUGCCGGCUAAUAUGACCUUUCAAAACAUGCCUUUCGGAGCACCCAAUCAGGGCCUCCAACUACAGAUACCGUUCACCGGAACCCACGCUCUAAACACGGCUACAAUGCCUAUCACGUCGAUUGCAGCCAAACCUCCCAUUAUGUCCAAAGGGUUGACCAUCUCAUCACUGCCACAAUCGCAUCAAAUGAUAUCACAACUUAAGCCUAAUAUCGGCCCUCACGGCCAACAGAUACUGAAACAAGUACUGCCGGCCCAACAGUUCAUCCCUCACUCCACCGCCAACCAGAUAGUGAUCAGUCAGCUAUUGCCGCAACACAACCACCACCCCAUCCAACAGUCUAUACUUCCGGCCACUAAUAAAGCCAUUUUAGAGGCGCCUAAAGGAAAGCCAUUCAUGCUGUCCCAUAGCGGUGCCAUUCAGCCCAAGUCACCGAUACUGCCGGCGACGUCCAUGUCGUCAGCACUUAUGAACUCUCAAUUCAAGACCUCUUUCAGUGGCGGUCCAAAUACGGCUCAAUUGAUCCAAACGCCUCAGAAUCUGUUAACAAACCAACAGAUAUUGAGUGCUUUUCAGAUGCCACAGGGACUCACGUGGACUACUAGUCCUCAAUCCACACAUUUGGUCGCUCAAAACGGUUCGCCGAUAUUUAUUCGCGGCCCGACUCCCGGCGGCGAACAUAUGUUUAUAUCGACAUCCAAUAUGUCGAAUAUGUCUAAUCCUCAAAUCCAAACCGUUUCAAUGGCCGCACCUCUCAAUGUCCACAACACAAGCGCUUCUAUGGCUGUGAACGUAACCCACAACCAGUCGACGCCCACACAAAUGACACCCACUUUCCAACAAAUGGCGACCACUGCUAACGUGAACACUACGACCACCACAUCGAUGGUCACUACCAGCCAACCCACUGCCAUAGCCCCCGCACCCACUCCUCCCACUCUUCCCAAAGUACGAAACAUAAGACACGCGAGCAGUUCUGUGGCCACACAGACCAUCACUCCAGCCAUUGCUCAGAAACAACACGCCGAGAGUUCGACCACUCCUCUCAAGCCUAUAGCUCCGGCCAAACCGAAACCAAGUCCUCAAUUGUUAUCACAAAACACUAAACCCGUGAACAAAGACUCGAACACAACAACAAUGAUGCGGUCGACAGGUGUUGGCAGCACUCAAACCAUUAGUCAACCAACUCUUCAGUCAACCAAAAGCGAUGCCGGAAAUCAAACGACUCGCGUAUCGGUGGCCACAGAGACGCCCAAAACCAAUAGUCAGAGUCAAGUGUCUUCAAGUCGUCACGUGAAUGACCACAACAAACAGUUGAUAUCCAAAAGCAAUACCAGUACUAAUACUGGCUCUGAAUCGACUCAAACGAAAGUCCACUCCGUAUCCGAAGAGGUAAAGACACCCACAAAGAGACCUAUUGUUGAGAAGAGAGACGCUUCCACUGGCGAAGACACUGAUGUGAUGAAUAACAUGUACUCUCAACAGAAUCAUAAAUCAUUGCAAAAUUCUGUUCAGUUGGCGACCAAUGGGUCUAAUGGGCAGCAAAACAGUCCACAAGUGUUGUCUGAUUUGAACCGUCAGGACAUAUCUAAACAACCGCCACAAAAGGCAACAAUUAUGGUAAAGCCACAGGUGAUGACUCAUGUAAUCGAUGGCUAUAUAAUACAAGAGAGUCCGCUUCCUUUCCCAGUCAAUGGACUGUCUUAUAGUUCAGAGCAGAAACUCGUUAAUAAUGAGCACAAGAAUAAUACCAUUAUUCCUAUGGAAAUCAAUAAAACGAAAAAUAAAAACGAAAAUUCAGUGAAUACAAGUACUUCGUCGACAAUAACGCCCCGCAAUCGGUCCACUUCUGACCGCCAUUGUCUCAAUUGUGGACAAAAACGAAAGUCUAAUUCAAAAAAUCGAAAUUUUAAGAAGUUUUGCAGUCAAUCGUGUUCUGAGAAAUACAGCGCCAAUAAUGAUAAGAACUUGACAUCAAGUCCUCGUCUUUCGCUGUAUAAUUCAGUAACGGCUCAACUCGACGGCUCUGAGCCUCAAAAGAACCACGAUUUAGGUGUGGAAUUGUCUGCCAUCGACACCGAAAAGCCAACACUCGAUGAAAGGAAAAAGAGAUCUUUGAAACGAUCCCAAGAAGUGGCCAAUGAUUUUAAUUCACAUAGAAAUGGAGAUAUGAAUGACUCGAUUGAUCGAAAUCAUCGCAAAUCCAUACCAAACACACCGAUUGAAAUCCCAUCGGUUAAUGUCAUACCAACUAUGAGUAUCGUCGAUGAAGUGGCCGUCGGUGUGUCGAGCGCUACGGCCGGUCUCUAUAUACCUCCCGGGGGUAGAAAUCCACUUCAAUGGAGUGUGAACGAUGUCUACGAGUUUGUUCGCAAUCUUCAGGGAUGUACUGAAUAUGCGGAUGAAUUCCGGUCGCAAGAGAUCGACGGACAGGCGCUUAUGCUUAUUAAAGAAGACCAUUUGAUGAACACAAUGAGCAUGAAAUUAGGUCCCGCUCUCAAGAUUUGCAGCAAAAUCAAUGCAUUGCGUGAAGACGUUCAGAAGCAGAGCUAAAACCAUCACUAAUUUAAACAUUUAUUCAUAUGAAUUCAUUCACCGAAUAAAUAAUGGCAUGAAAUAAGCAGUUAUUAUUUUAUUUAAAUUUUAAUUCAAUAUAAUGUAAUAGACUUAAGAG